This is a messenger RNA of Rhodamnia argentea, 1137 nucleotides long. Its product is annotated as spermidine synthase 1-like. NCBI's taxonomy places the organism in Eukaryota, Viridiplantae, Streptophyta, Magnoliopsida, Myrtales, Myrtaceae. The transcript is spliced from 9 exons. The record is from RefSeq and is a predicted model, not a curated record. Gene Ontology annotation, molecular function: spermidine synthase activity. Gene Ontology annotation, biological process: spermidine biosynthetic process. Gene Ontology annotation, cellular component: cytosol. The coding region runs from base 1 to 1008 and encodes 335 amino acids.
AUGGCCAAAGGAGAGAAGGGUAAGCACAGCGGCGAAGAAAAGGAUCGUGAAAACGGGGUUCUUGCCGAUGCAACCGCAUACCCCACCGUGGAAGAUGACGAGGAGCACGGCGACGAUCUGAGAAAUCCCCGGUUUCCGGGAUGGUUUGCCGAGUACAGCCCCUUGUGGCCAGGACAAGCACACUUCCUAAAGAUAGAGAGGGUGUUGUUUGAAGGGAAGUCUGAGUACCAACACAUGAUGGUUCUUGAGUCAACAGCAUAUGGGAAGGUUUUUGUCCUUGAUGGCGCACUUCAGCUAACCGAGAAGGAUGAGUGUGCCUACCAGGAAAUGAUUACUCACCUCCCUCUCUGCUCCAUCCCUAGCCCACAAAAGGUAUUGCUCAUCGGUGGAGGAGAUGGAGGUAUUCUCAGGGAGAUCUCCCGUCACUCCUCAGUAACGCAAAUAGAUAUAUGUGAAAUGGACAUGAUGCUUAUCGAUGUGUAUCGAGAAUUCUUCCCGGAGGUCGCGGUCGGAUAUGACGACCCCCGAGUAAGGCUUCACGUAAUGGAUGGAGGUGAAUUCUUGAGGUCGGCACAAGGAGGCGCAUACGACGUGAUCAUAGUAGACGCAUUCGACCCAAUAAGGCCGGAUCACGAUAUUUUCGGGAGUCCGUUCUUCGAAAUGGUGGCGAAAACCUUGAGGGAAGGAGGAGUGAUGUGCAUUCAAGCAGAAAGCCUGUGGUUUCCCUCUCUCAACCUCCCUCAACUCAUCCACACCUUCCGGAAUAUAUUCAAAGGAUCCGUCAACUAUGCCUGGACACCGGUUCCUGCAUUUCCUAGUGGGGUGAUUGGUUUCUUGCUGUGCUCGACGGAGGGACCGGAUGUGGACUUCACACGGCCGGUGAAUCCAUUAGACCAUCAGAACGCCGCAAACUUCUUUGGUGUAGCUAAAGAGCCGCCCAAGUUUUACAACGCCGAGAUACAUUCAGCUUCGUUCUGCUUGCCGUCAUUCGCAAGGGAUUGUCUAUGACUCCAAAUCGAGAGAGUGGAACGGCGGAAGCAACUGAUCACACAAGACAUGAACCAGGAUACGAUUGUUUGCCACAGUCGGUGCAUCAGUCCGACAACCACGUCCUUUAUCUUCUCAGACACGAUCAUG